UCUUGUUCUCCUUUCUUAUGGUUGGUAUAGGUCAUUAUUGACAAUCUGGAAGAUGCACAGUGGCAAAUAGAUAGAGCAAUAUCCAAAUGUUUGGAAGAAAGCAAACCAGUUUACAUUAGCAUUUGUUGCAAUUUGGUGGCCAUUCCUCAUCCUUCUUUCUCUGCUCAACAACUCAUCCCUCUCUCCCUCUCUCCCAAGCAAAGUAAUCAAUUGUGUUUGAAGAUGGCAGUGGAGAAAGCAUCUGAUCUUCUAAAUACAGCCGUUAAACCUGUAAUGAUCGGUGGAAAGAAGCUACGACUCGCCAAAGCACAAGCCGUAUUUCUAGAGCUAGCCGAUGCUUGUGGCUACGCUGUUGCCGUUACACCAUCGGCAAAAGGCAUGUUUCCCGAGAACCACCCUCAUUUCAUCGGAACUUAUUGGGGAACAAUCAGCACUGCCUUCUGUGGGGAGACGGUGGAAAUAGCCGAUGCCUCAAUUUUCAUAGGAGCCACUUUAGACGAACUGGAAACCAUUGGCUACUCUCUUACCUACAAAAAAAAUAAAGCCAUUAUCGUAGAACCAAACCGCGUCAUGUUUCCAAAUGGAUCGUGUUUUGGGUUGAUUUUAAUGAAGGACUUUCUUCAGGCUCUAACUAAGCGGCUCAAACCCAAUUUAACAGCUUAUGAGAAUUAUCGCCGAAUUUAUAUACCCGAGUCGGAUCCACCACAAUCCGAAUUGGGUGAGGCAUUGCGGGUCAAUGUUCUUUUCAAACAUAUUCAAAAAAUGUUGACCAAUAACAUGACUGUGAUAUCUGAGACGGGUGACUCUUGGUUUCAUUCUCAAAAACUUAAACUACCAAAAUCAUGCGGGUAUGAGAUACAAUUGUUGUAUGCAUCAAUUGGAUGGUCUUUGGGUGCAACUUUAGGAUAUGCCCAAGCUGCGCCAAAAGAGCGUGUGGUUCUUUGUAUUGGUGAUGGAAGCUUUCAGAUGACUCCACAAGAUGUGUCUACAAUGUUAAGGUUGGGGCAAAAUAACAUAAUAUUUUUAAUCAAUAACGGUGGAUACACAAUUGAAGUAGAAAUUCACGAUGGCCCUUACAAUGUUAUCAAGAAUUGGGAUUAUACUGCCAUCGUCGAUGCUAUGGACAACCGUGAAGGCAAUUGUUGGACCACCAAGGUUCACACAGAGAAAGAGUUGGUGAAUGCAAUUGAGAUAGCAACAGGAGAUCGAAAUGAUUGUUUGUGCUUUAUAGAAGUUAUUGUUCAUAGAGAUGAUACUAGUAAAGAGUUACUUGAAUUUGGAAGCAAGAUUGUAGCUAUUGGUAGUUGUCCUUCAAAUCUUUUGUAA
This is a messenger RNA of Benincasa hispida (wax gourd), 1326 nucleotides long. The record is from RefSeq and is a predicted model, not a curated record. NCBI's taxonomy places the organism in Eukaryota, Viridiplantae, Streptophyta, Magnoliopsida, Cucurbitales, Cucurbitaceae.